CCUUCACCUUUCAACUCUUCUCUUUCUCCCAGGCUUCAACGACUUGUUGACCUCUCCACUGCUUCACGUUUCUUCGCUUUUCGUAUUUCUUCGGUGAAAAUGGCGGUGGAUCUGAUGAGUUUCCAUAAUAUGGAUUAUCAUACGGCCAUACAAGAGGCUGCAUCGCAAGGCAUGAAGAGCAUGGAGCACCUCAUCACCCUCCUUUCUCAACAGUCGAACCUCACCGACUGCGGCGACGUUGCCGACCUCGCCGUCUCUAAGUUCAAAAAGGUCAUCUCACUAAUAAACAGAACCGGUCACGCCCGGUUCAGACGUGGACCGAUACAGUCCUCCUCGUUUUCCUCCCCGUCCUCAUCCUCUGCUUCUCUAACUGAUACUAAUUCCCACAAGGUUCUGUCUCAAACUCCGGCGGCCGUAAAACCGGCGCCGGUCGAAGCUCCAAGUGUGACUCCUGCUAGUUUCGUUCCGUCGCAUCCACAGAGUUUGACUCUCGACUUUACAAAACCUAAUUUCUUUAGCUCCAACUCUGAAAGUGCAGAGUUGGAGUUGGAGUUUACAAAGGAAAGCUUCAGCGUGUCCUCCAACUCUUUGUUUAUGUCUUCUUCCAUUACCGGGGACGGCAGCGUUUCAAAAGGUAAGCAAGGUUCAUCUCUAUUCUUGACCCCGGCGCCGGCCGUUUCUGCUGGAAAACCACCUCUAUCAUCUGUACCGUUCAAGAAGAGGUGUCGCGAACACGAGCACUCCGAGAACCUCUCCGACAGGGGAAAGUGCCACUGCUGCUCAAAGAGGAGGAAGCACAGGGUGAAAAAUGUAAUUAGAGUUCCAGCGAUCAGUUCCAAGAUCGCCGAUAUUCCAGCAGACGAGUAUUCUUGGAGGAAGUACGGGCAAAAGCCGAUAAAGGGGUCACCAUACCCACGGGGAUAUUACAAGUGCAGUACAGUGAGAGGGUGCCCCGCGAGGAAACACGUGGAGCGAGCCACGGAUGAUCCGUCGAUGUUGAUUGUAACUUACGAAGGGGAGCACCGCCACUCUGAAUCCACGGCGCAGGAGAACAUGGCUCCUGGUGCGGGACUGGUAUUCAAGUCAACUUGAUAACCAAAUAUAAUAAUUUUCUAGAAAAGAAGGAAGACGUAGACUUUUUGGAGUAGCUGAGAUGAGGGGUGGAUGUAAAUUUACUU
Molecule: messenger RNA, 1178 nt
Organism: Hibiscus syriacus
Lineage: Eukaryota; Viridiplantae; Streptophyta; Magnoliopsida; Malvales; Malvaceae
Product: probable WRKY transcription factor 17
Exons: 3
Coding region: 100-1092 (330 amino acids)
Biological process (GO): regulation of DNA-templated transcription
Molecular function (GO): sequence-specific DNA binding; DNA-binding transcription factor activity
Source: RefSeq, a predicted model, not a curated record